This is a messenger RNA of Rana temporaria (common frog), 1731 nucleotides long. It is a transcript of the gene LDB1, whose product is annotated as LIM domain binding 1. The record is from RefSeq and is a predicted model, not a curated record. Gene Ontology annotation, molecular function: LIM domain binding. Gene Ontology annotation, cellular component: nucleus; transcription regulator complex. The transcript is spliced from 12 exons. NCBI's taxonomy places the organism in Eukaryota, Metazoa, Chordata, Amphibia, Anura, Ranidae. Bases 338 to 1702 code for a protein of 454 amino acids. Gene Ontology annotation, biological process: positive regulation of transcription by RNA polymerase II; nervous system development; negative regulation of transcription by RNA polymerase II.
ACUUUGACAAGCUCACUCUCCUCCCACUAGCAUUGCAAUUAGCAUAUUAAUAAACCACAGUACUGCCAGUGGAGAGAGAGAGAGAGAGAGCGAGGAGAGAGCGAGGAGAGAGCGAGAGAACGCACAUACAAGCUCACAUACAGAGACAGAAUAAAAAUUCCUCCUGCCUGCUUCCUCUGAGGCCCAAUUUCUGCUCUUUUUUUUUUUUUUUAGGAAGGGGGGCUCAUUUCUUUUUUGUUUUUUUUUUGUUCUCCGAGAUUCCGCACGGGCAUUUUAUGCCAGGAGCCGUAGCCGCGGGCACCCAGUACCUUCUCGGUUUCAGACCAGGCAUGUGAAGAUGUCAGUGGGCUGCGCAUGUCCUGGCUGUUCCUCCAAGUCGUUCAAGCUGUACUCGCCAAAGGAGCCCCCGAACGGCAACGCCUUUCCCCCCUUCCACCCGGGCACAAUGCUGGAUCGGGAUGUGGGACCCACUCCGAUGUAUCCGCCAACGUACCUGGAGCCUGGGAUUGGGAGACACACGCCGUACGGGAACCAGACAGACUACAGAAUAUUUGAACUGAACAAACGUCUGCAGAAUUGGACGGAGGAAUGUGAUAAUCUCUGGUGGGAUGCUUUCACUACGGAGUUCUUUGAAGAUGACGCCAUGUUGACCAUCACCUUCUGCUUGGAGGAUGGACCAAAGAGAUACACAAUUGGAAGGACGCUCAUUCCCCGGUAUUUCCGCAGCAUAUUCGAGGGAGGGGCCACAGAACUGUACUACGUCCUCAAACAUCCCAAGGAGUCAUUCCACAAUAACUUUGUUUCUCUGGAUUGUGAUCAGUGCACGAUGGUCACACAGCAUGGGAAGCCCAUGUUCACACAGGUGUGUGUAGAGGGGCGGUUAUACCUGGAGUUCAUGUUUGAUGACAUGAUGAGGAUAAAAACGUGGCAUUUUAGCAUCCGGCAACAUCGAGAACUCAUUCCCCGCAGUAUCCUCGCCAUGCAUGCCCAGGACCCACAAAUGUUGGACCAGCUGUCAAAGAACAUCACAAGAUGUGGACUAUCGAACUCUACACUCAACUACCUCCGACUCUGUGUAAUUCUAGAGCCGAUGCAGGAGCUCAUGUCCCGACACAAGACGUACAGUUUAAGUCCCCGGGAUUGCCUGAAGACGUGUCUCUUUCAGAAAUGGCAGAGGAUGGUUGCACCACCAGCUGAGCCAGCCCGACAGGCCCCCAAUAAGAGGAGGAAAAGGAAGAUGUCCGGAGGGAGCACAAUGAGCUCUGGAGGGGGCAACACGAAUAACAGCAACAGCAAAAAGAAGAGCCCCGCCAGCACGUUCGCCCUCUCCAGUCAGGUACCUGACAAGAAAAAGGAGAAAUCUCCCCAGCAAGGCACAGACCGGAAAAAAAAAAAGAGGGUUCAAACAACUUCUCACUCUAUCCAAAACCAAAAAGUUUUGGCUUUAGAUGUACUUUUAAAGAAUAAGGAGGAUGUAAUGGUGGUGGGCGAACCAACCCUGAUGGGAGGAGAGUUUGGAGAUGAAGACGAACGACUGAUAACCCGCCUGGAGAACACUCAAUUUGACGCCGCCAAUGGGAUUGAUGAUGAGGACAGCUUCAAUAACUCUCCCGCACUUGGCGCCAACAGUCCCUGGAACAGCAAACCGCCCUCAAGUCAAGAGAGCAAAUCGGAAAACCCGACCUCACAGGCUUCACAGUAAAAAAAAAAAAAAACACACAACACACCCAC